Messenger RNA from Coffea eugenioides, 3909 nucleotides. RefSeq names its product U-box domain-containing protein 44-like. Lineage: Eukaryota; Viridiplantae; Streptophyta; Magnoliopsida; Gentianales; Rubiaceae. The transcript is spliced from 5 exons. Gene Ontology annotation, biological process: protein ubiquitination. The record is from RefSeq and is a predicted model, not a curated record. Gene Ontology annotation, molecular function: ubiquitin-protein transferase activity; protein binding. Bases 158 to 3280 code for a protein of 1040 amino acids.
UUGCAAUCAGACUGAGGAAAAUUACAGAGCUUCACAAUCACCGCUCACCCUCACUCAAACGGCCAACAAUUUUUACUACUAAUACUGCUCCAAAACACACAUAGUCAGUCAUGCCUGACUUCCUACUUUGACCCUCCUCGUCUAACGCACCCCGGAAAUGGAAAUGACCUCAUCGUCCUCCUCACACGCCGCCGUGGAGGCAAUCCACCGAGCAUUGUCCGAUGUCUCCGUCUCCGACGACCGCCAGUACGCUUGGGAAAACGCUAGACGCUUCUCCGGAUACGCCAAGAGGAUGCACUUCCUAGUCAACCAGCUUCUCCGGUCGACGGUGCCAGAGAACCUCCCGCCUUCCGUUCUGACUGCUCUCAAAGGUAUCACCGUUGAUUUGACUCAAGUCGCUGAGACUUUAGCUGUGUACAAACACAAGAGCAAGAUCUUUGUGCUCAUUAACUGUCUGGAGCUCUGCGCCUCUCUCCACGAGCGCACGUUAGCCAUUGCCGCGUGGUUAGCGCUCCUCGGCUCCGCCGUGCAAGACGACGGCAUUCCCGAUCUCCAAAACAAAAUCGCUGAUCUUUCUAGAGAUAUGAAACAAGCUCACUUCAGAGUGACAGAGAAUGAAGAAAGAGUUUAUUGCACUUUGAAAAAGGAAGGGCAAGGAAGGCAAUGCAGCAAAGCAGUGCAGAGUGCAAUGGUAAUGGAUUUAGCUAGAGCUUUGGGGAUAGACUCUAAUAACCACUUGGCAUUAGCUGAUCAGGUUAAGCUUCUUAGGAAUGAUAUAGGCAACUCAUCUUCUAUAUCAGAUAGGCGUAUCUUGACAUCAUUAGCGAAGAUUGUCGAAAAUUGGGCAAUUCAGCCGGAUAUUCUAACCCAGAAGUUCGAUUUCAAUUCUGAAGAGGAAGGAGCUCAAUUAUUGCCUUUUAAGAACUUUAUUUGUCCCUUAACCAAGGAGAUAAUGAAGAGUCCUGUUGUGUUGGAAUCGGCUCAGACAUAUGAGAAAACUGCUAUUAAUUAUUGGUUUGAGAGAUGUUUAGAAGAUGGUCGUGAGCCGACUUGUCCUGUUACUGGGGUGGUGCUAAAGUCAUUGGAGCUCAAGCCUAACAUUGGAUUAGCUGGUGCUAUUGAUGAGUGGGUCAACCGGAAUAUUGAGGUUCAGAUUAAGAGAGCUGUUGAGUAUCUCAGUGAGGAUUCUUCAUCGAUGGACUCAAUUGACAGGUCACUGGAUAGCAUAUAUAAGAUUUCUGAAGAGCAUCCUAUGAGCAGAUACAGGGUCAGAAAUGAAGGCAUUGUUGUUCUUAUUCUCAAGCUGCUGAGGAAUUCUUCGAAGGUUAUUGGAUCACUUUUAAGAAGUAAAGCUCUUAUGGUAUUGUUUAGCAUGGCCAAGGAUGAAGAAAGCAGGGUGAUGAUGCUUGAAGAGGGGAUUACUAGGUCGGCUAUACAUGGUCUGAUUGGGAGCUCAGAGAAAGAGAAAGAAUUUGCAGUGAGGUUAUUACUUGACUUCUCAAGUGAUGAAGAUUUCUGCAUCAAAAUUGCUUCAGAAAAGGGGGCGUUAGUUCUUCUUUCAUGUAUGGCAGAUAAUCUGGAAAAUCCUUCUUUAUCUCAUUUAGCUGAGGAGGUCCUGAAGCGCAUAGAGAAGGUGGAGCAGAAUGUUGAGCAUUUAGCAGUGGCUGGAAGAUUUGAACCUUUAAUGAAACGGUUAUGCGAAGGUCCUGAUGAUGUCAAAAUAGAGAUGGCAUCUGUAGUGGGGAGAAUGACCUUGACAAAUAGCAGUAAGGAACAAAUUGCUUGUCAGGGUGCUAGAAGUUUAGUUGAACUGCUAUCAAACCUGGAUGGAAGAGCAGCAAGUCUGCAAGCUUUGUAUAACCUUUCAUGCUUUGCUGAAAAUGCUACAAUCCUUACUGAUUCUUCGGUGCUUCCAGCUCUAACAGAAAUUCUUUUUGAGAAUCAAGUUGUAUCCUUAGAAUUGAAGGCAUUAGCUGCAUCGAUUAUUGCAAAUAUUGUGAUGAGCCCUGGACAUUGGGAAUUAGCUUCUGCUGACAAGGCAGGGCAUCCACUGCAGUCAGAAUCAAUUAUUUCUAGUUUUCUGGGGCUUCUUUUACUUGCAUCACCUCCAUGCCAACUAUCUGUUCUCCAAAUUCUAUAUCGUAUUGCAUCCUCGCCCCAAGCAUCAGAAUCUGUCACUACUCACAUAAGAUCUGGAGAUGGUAUCAAAACAAUUAUCACAUUUCUUGAGCACCCAAAAAUUGAACACCGGAAUUAUGCUUUGAGGCUUACAAGGGUCCUCUCUGAGAGGUUUGGUGAAGAGCUUGCCAGUGCACUUAGAACUUCCAACAAGUUUGUCAUGCUCAAAGACAAGGUACUUGACAGUCAAUCCAGAGAUGGUGAGCGAUCUGAUGCUGCCUGCAUUCUUGCCAAUCUUAGCCUCUCAGAAAAUGAAGUGAAAACUAUGUUAGGAACUGGUUUCAUUAAGUGGAUCGUUUCCACUUUAAAGGGCCAGCAUUGCAGUACAAAUGGAAGAAGUUCGAGGUCCAAUUCCACCAUGGCAGAAGGACUCCUUGGCAUAUUACUGCACUUCUGUAGGAGCUCUGAUCCACAAUGUCUUGGUGUAAUCAAAGAGCAUCAAGUUAUGACCAUUUUCCGUGACCAACUGGUUUUCGCAUCAACAGUGAGGAUGAAACAACUAGCUGCCCUGGGUUUGAAAUACUUGUCAGAAUCUGGAAUGUCCCUCGCUGCUGCUGGCGACUUUGACCCGAGUCCUCCCCAAGGAUUCUGCUCUUCCUUCUUCAUAUGUACUAGGGCCCUUCCAGCACAUUCUUUGUGUCCUAUUCAUGCCGCCCCAUGUGAAGAAGGUAGCCAACUUUGUCUACUCAAGAGCAAUUGCAUCAAGCCUUUGGUUGAUGCACUCUCAGACAGAGAUACGACUGUCCAAGUUGCUGCAUUAGAAGCACUUUCAACCUUGUUGCAGGAGAACUCCGCUGGUUUAAAGCGUGCUAUGGGGGAGCUUGAAAGCCUUGGCAUGGCUAAUGCAGUCGUGGUUCUCUUCACAGAAUCGCGGCCAGGGGAGCUUCAGGAUAAGGCCAUUGGUAUGGUGGAUAAGAUGUUGAGAGCUGAUAGCUUCGCCCACCGCCAAUCUCUCAAUCAGUCUCUUGUUAGGGCCCUGGUGGAUGCCUUUAAAUAUGGAAGUGUUAUGACAAAAAGCCAUGCUCAGGAUGCCCUCACCAACUUAAAACAAAUAUCAGGGGUUAGUGGACAGCCAUCUAGUCAAAGCCGAGGACAAAGAUAGCUGUUAGGAGUAACUUGGAGUCAGAUGCUAAUUGCAAAUUUCCACCAUUAUCUUACGUUCCUUAACACACACACACACACACAACCCCCCCCCCCCCCCGGGGUUUUCAAAAAAAUAUUCUUUAAACAGUUGUGUAGUGAUAGAGGCAAUUUAUAGCAAAAUAGAGACUCUGAAUUUUGUAUAAUUAGUAGGAAAUAUUAUGUAUGAUGUUGGGGACAAACUAGGGUAAUUGCACAGUUAAUGGAUUAUAGCAUUUGAAGGUAUGCUGGUUGAGAUUAUUCCCCCUCAAGAGUCAAGGUUGUUGGUGCACAAUGCCAGCAGCAAAUAGUCGUUGCCUUUGUGCGCGAUGUAAGCAAGCCACCAUACAUGAUUUCGAAUCCAGCCUCUCUCGCUGUCGAGAUGGAUAAAAGCAAGAAGGGAGUGAAGGAGAUGGGCGCAGGGUUUCUGCAGAAGACGAGGGUUGAUGAGUUGCGAAUCAUGUCUUUGGGGGGGGGUGAGAGCCUUCGAAUAUUUUUUUCUUCUUUUAUUUUUCUCGGUCGACCUAUUCGGCAGGGAAAGGAAGAAGAGCAUAAUUCAUUAAUAAUAGUUUGGGAGUGUUAAACCAUCUGAAACAUGAUAUAUAAUAUGUA